Molecule: messenger RNA, 3047 nt
Organism: Gossypium raimondii (Peruvian cotton)
Lineage: Eukaryota; Viridiplantae; Streptophyta; Magnoliopsida; Malvales; Malvaceae
Product: putative pentatricopeptide repeat-containing protein At1g26500
Exons: 3
Coding region: 512-1381 (289 amino acids)
Molecular function (GO): protein binding
Source: RefSeq, a predicted model, not a curated record
GCUGCAAAGCAACCCAAUAGGAAAACCAUAGAAACAAGGAAAUUUAUUUUUUCUAAGCCUGAAAAAUGUAUUGGACUUUCAAUUCAAAAUUCUUUUUCUGAUUUGUUUUCUCAGAUGGAAGAACUCAAAUCAGACCUAGUUCUUCUUUACUAAAAAAAUGUUGAUAAGAAGAUUAAAAACCCUGCUUAAUCCCUUGUCUGAUCCUCACCUCCGUCUCAUAGCCACCGAGUCAACUCAAAAUCAACUCAGCAACCCAUCUAACUGUCUCAAUCCCAUAACUCCAAUCAACCAACCCACUCUUCUGAAAGUCUGUACCAUCCUCUACCAACAGCAAAACUCACCUGACUCACGCCUCCACUCAUCCCUCUCUUCUUACAAUCCUUCUUUCAACCCUGAAUUCUUCCUUCAAGUUUGCAACACUUUCCCAUACUCCUGGCGCCCCAUCUACUGAUUCUUCCUCUACACCCAAAAAGUCCCUCACUUCACUCACAACUCCGUCACCUUCAACAAAAUGUUGGAUGUCGUUGGAAAAUCCAAAAACAUUCACCAUUUUUGGGAAACUUGUCAGGAGAUGGGAAAACUUGGUUUGGUCAAUGAUAAGACCUUUAGGAUAGCUUUAAAGACCCUAGCAUUAGCUAGGGAGUUGAAGAAAUGUGUUGGUUUUUUCCAUUUGAUGAAUGGGUUUGGGGUUGGAUACAAGUUGGAGACUUUAAAUACAGUGGUGGAAAGUUUAUGCGAGGAUAAGCUUGUGGAAGAGGCAAAGUUUGUUACUUUCAAGUUGAAAGAGUGUGUUAAGCCAAAUGGGGUUACUUAUAAGUGGUUGAUAUGGGGGUUUUGUGAUCUGGGUAAUUUGAUUGAGGCCUCAAAAAUUUGGAAUCUGAUGGUGGAUGAAGGGUUUGAGCCUGAUGUUGAGGUUGUGGAGACAAUGAUGGAGGCACUUUUUAAGACUAAUAAAUAUGAUGAAGCAAUGAAGGUUUUCCAAAUGAUGAGAGUUAAGAGAAUGCAUGAUUUGGGGCUUUCAAGUUAUAGGCUUGUGAUCAAGUGGAUGUGUAAGAGAGGCAAGAUCGAGCAAGCCAAUGGGAUGUUUGAAGAAAUGUGCCAAAGAGGGAUCCAAGCUGAUAAUUUGACCUUGGCUUCAAUUAUUUACGGGCUUUUAGCAAGGGGGAGGAUUAGAGAGGCUUAUAGGAUUGUGGAAGGAAUUGAGAAUCCGGAUAUCAGCAUUUACCAUGGACUAAUAAAGGGGCUUUUGAGGUUGAGGAAGGCAGGGGAAGCAACACAAGUGUUUAGAGAGAUGAUAAAGAGAGGGUGUGAGGCCUCUAAUGCAUACAUAUAUCAUGUUACUGCAAGGUCAUUUGGGGAAGAAAGGGAGGAAAGGACAUGAUCCAUUGGUGAAUUUUGACUCAAUAUUUGUUGGGGGCUUGAUUAAGGCUGGAAAGACAGUAGAGGCUACCAAGUAUGUGGAGAGAACAAUGAAAAGAGGAAUGGAAGUGCCUAGAUUGAUUACAAUAAAUGCCUAACAUGACACUAGUUCCAUUGCUCCCAAGACUCAAGAAAAUAUAUGCCUAACAUCUUUGUGUACCCACGGGCAAAACACACACACAAACAAUCAACAGUAGGAAGAUAGUUUUCGUGAGAGGGAGAAACCCAUAAGUUUUUCUCUGCCGGUUCUGUUUGUUGUGAUGUUGAAAUUCCCUGCUUCAUGGGAGAGUCAUUUCAGGUAUGAAUCUUUGCUUCAACAUUGUCUUUUCCGUUUCUCUUUUAAUUUAAGAACUAUGCUAUUGUUCUGGUAUUUCUUGGUUUAUUUUAUGGCUUUUGGUUUUCAGGUUUAGAAAUCAGCAGUAAAAAAAGUCUGUCAAUUACUUAAAUGGGAAGCAAAAAAUCUGAAAUUGUACUCGGAAUUUUCUCUUUUCGUUUUUUUUCAUAAAUAUUACAAUAAAUGAAACUAACCAGUUGGCAGUAAAUGACCAGCUUAUUCCCAUAUUCUGUUCUAUUUUUCCUAUAUUUCUAAUGUUCCUUUCUCCCUUUUUAGCUACUUUUUUUUCCAUUCUUUACAAAUAUUUUCCUUCUUUCUUGUUUUUUCCUCUCUCUUAAUAUCCUUUCAAUUUUUUCCUUAAAAUUUUUUAGGUUCGGGUAACCAAAUUCUGUUUUUUGUUUUUUGCUGUUUCUUUUCAUUUCUUUUUGUAAUUUUUGAAACCCCCUACAUCAUUGGAGAUUGAUUUCAGGUAUGAAUAUAAUUAAACUAUCUCUUUCCUCAUUAUCUCUGUUUUUGGUUGCAGAUAUAUGCUUAUUUUUACUAAUAUUUUCAUUGUGUUUUUUUCAGGGAUUUUGUUUUUUUAACAAUAAUAGUUUUUUACCAAUGUGAGUAAGUUUAGGUUUUAUUAUCUAUUAAAUAUAUAUAAAACUAAUUGACCCGACGUACAUAAAACAAAUCAAUGUAGUCCGAUGUUCUGCCUUCGAAAGAUGAAAAUGUACAAUUGGUAGCACUGUUAUAUUCCCUCCCUAUAAAUUACAAAACCAAUUACUGUACCCCUCUAAAUAUUUUAUCUUACCGGUAAAAAUAAAAUAAAAAUAUUAUAAUAUUGUAGUGCCAAAAAGGAAAAGAACAGGAUUGAAUUCAUGAAUCAGUGGAAGCUUCUUCUUCCCAAUGAAAGAGUCGACAUUUCAGGUAUGAAUAUUUAGUUUUCCUCUGUUUUUGCCUUUUCAUGUCUUUUUUUGUUUCAUAUCUAUGCUUCUCUACUUGUAUUAUGUACACGCCUCUGUACAUGUUUUUUUGGUUUUCAAGAUUGAUUGGUUCCACUGAUCUUGUAUUAUAUAUAUUAAUUCGAAAUCUGAAACUGCUUUUAUGUUUUUUGAACAUCAUGCUUCGGAUUUUUCUGUUUUGUCAUAAAGAAUCUUGUAUCCUGUACACAUUUAAGUUUUGUGCUAUUGUUAAUUUUCCCUAUUCUGCUUGGAGGAUAUCCCUACCAUAUCCCAAUUCUGAUUGGUUCCACUCAUCUUGUAAUAUAUAUAUUAAUUCGAAAUCUGAAACUGCUUUUAUGUUUUUUGAA